This is a messenger RNA of Iphiclides podalirius (scarce swallowtail), 321 nucleotides long. NCBI's taxonomy places the organism in Eukaryota, Metazoa, Arthropoda, Insecta, Lepidoptera, Papilionidae. The record is from the annotation of a GenBank genome assembly.
AUGAUCAAGACUAGCACCCUCCGGGCAGCUCAUAAUCUCUAUGCGUUCAAUUCCUUUUCCAGUGACAAUGGUCCGCACCAGCAGGGGCACGACAAUGCUGGUCGCCGGCGAGUUUCGCUUCACGAGAACGUCGCGGGGAAAGAUCACGCAGCGGUGGACAUGCUCCACCAAGACUCGGACCAAAUGCAAGGCCUCCAUAACAACCCUCGGGGGGGUGGCGAUAAAAACCCACCUGGUGCACAACCACGACUGAAGACCGCCAACCCGCUGUGUAUUGUUGAGUUCAAUUCGGUUAAAACAUCCCUCACACAACAUGAAGGG